Molecule: messenger RNA, 489 nt
Organism: Topomyia yanbarensis
Lineage: Eukaryota; Metazoa; Arthropoda; Insecta; Diptera; Culicidae
Product: pupal cuticle protein Edg-78E-like
Exons: 1
Coding region: 1-489 (162 amino acids)
Cellular component (GO): chitin-based extracellular matrix
Molecular function (GO): structural constituent of chitin-based larval cuticle
Source: RefSeq, a predicted model, not a curated record
AUGACCUGUGAUGGUAUAAAAGAAGACGAUAUUGGCGGCCCGGUGUUCAGUGAAUUCGGUAUCAGCUGGUUGCAGAAUGAAGGCAGAGGUAUAAUACGAUUUAGUAAUUUGAGGAUCGCAUCUAAACGAGUUCGAAUUGUCAUUCAGAUUUCGAUAUUUGGCGCCUUGAUGCUAAUAACCUUCAGCUGCGCACAACAGGUGGAGAUUGUGGAACACGAUCAAAACAUCAACCCAGAUGGAUCAUACUUUUACAACUAUCAACUGACGGAUGGAACCCACGUUCAGGAACAAGGAGUAGGAGGGCAGUCGGCUACGGGUGCCUAUAAGUAUACGUCGCCCGAAGGAGAAGUGAUACAAAUCACCUAUACGGCCGACGAAAAUGGAUUCAAUCCGCAGGGGGAUGCAAUCCCACAGCCACCACCCAUUCCCGAUUCAAUUCUGCGUGCUUUGGAGUACAUUCGAACGCACUCGCAACCCAUCAGGAAGUGA